Molecule: messenger RNA, 822 nt
Organism: Neoarthrinium moseri
Lineage: Eukaryota; Fungi; Ascomycota; Sordariomycetes; Amphisphaeriales; Apiosporaceae
Exons: 1
Coding region: 1-822 (273 amino acids)
Source: RefSeq, a predicted model, not a curated record
AUGGCCUCGCCCGAGCACUGCCUGUACUGCUUCGAGUCGCUGGCCGCCCACCUCGACGGCCGGGAGGCGCUCUCGCUGGCCGAGGUCGAGAAGCUGUACGCCGAGUACUGCAACAGCGACGAUGCCGAUGGGGAUGCGAGCAACCCCUCCAAGCUGGAUGCCCUUAAGAAGCGGAUCCCGGCUCUGCAACGGCUCGCAAACUCCUCCUCGAGCAGCACCUCAUCUCCCUCGUCAGGCUCGAGCAUGUCCCUCGCAACCGACACCCCGGACACCUCUACGUCGUCACUCGCUACCGAGACGGACCCCAUCACCGAGUCGCCCCUCUUUGUGACGUGGAACACCGUCUCCUCGCGGUCCGGCCACACCAACCUGCGCGGCUGUAUUGGCACCUUUGAAGCACAGGAUCUUGACGAGGGCCUCUCGUCUUACGCACUUACUUCAGCCAUUCACGAUACGCGCUUCAGACCCAUCUCCAAGCGUGAGCUGCCUUCGCUAGAAGUAGCAGUGACACUCCUCACCGACUUCGAGGACUGCGACGACGCGAUGGACUGGGAACUGGGCAAGCAUGGCCUACGUAUUAGUUUUACCGAGCGCGGCAGGCGAUAUGGUUCGACAUAUCUGCCCGACGUUGCAUCUGAGCAGGGAUGGACUAAGGAAGAGACUUUGGUGAGUCUGAUGCGGAAGGCCGGUUGGACGGGGAGCAAAGACAGGUGGCAGGACGUCGAUCUCAAAGUCGUGCGCUACCAGGGCAAGAAGGAGGAGCUGCGGUAUCCGGAGUUCAAGGCGUGGAGGGAUUGGGUCGACAAGCACAGCGACAUUUAG